CGGCGCGCUAAGUGCUGCAACAUGGAGAGCGCCCCCGGAUACACACGAACCCACACCUUCAGAUACUACAGCCUCGAUCUGUCGUCUUGACUGUCUCCUCUGCUAUUUAUUAUCGUACAACAUGCAGAGCGAUUGGGGUCCGUCGAAUGACUUUGGUACCCAAGUUCGGUCUCGACUAGUACUCUCGUCAUUGGCUGUAGAUGGCUAUGAGGUCGUCGGGGACCAAGCUGCAGACGAGAAGGAGGUUACUAUCGCCGUUAUGGGUGCCACCGGCUCCGGGAAGUCUACGUUCAUCAACCUUGCCAGCUGCUCGGACCUAUCUAUUAACGAUGGUCUCAAGUCGUGCACCAGUGAGGUCGAAUUCUCAAGGGCGUUCGGGCUGGCUGGCAAGACUGUCAGGCUGAUCGACACGCCGGGCUUCGACGACACUACGCGGUCCGAUACAGAGGUGCUCAAGAUGAUCGCUGUGGCGUUAUCUCAGAUGUAUAAGGACGGCCACAAGCUGACCGGUAUCAUCUACAUGCAGCGCAUCUCCGACUUCCGUAUGACCGGGAUCUCCAGGCGGAACUUCCACCUCUUCCGGAAGAUAUGUGGCGAGGACACGCUCAAGAACGUCGUCAUUGUGACCAACAUGUGGAGCGAGGUCAACGCAGAGCGCGGGCUUGCGCGCGAGGACGAGCUCGCGUCCGACUCCAUGUUCUUCAAGCCCGCACUCGACAAGGGCGCGAAGAUGAUGCGUCACGAUAACACGUAUCACUCCGCCGUCACCAUCAUGUUACAGCUUAUCCCGAACACCCCCACGCCUCUGCUCCUCCAAGCCGAGCUGAUCGAGCAAGAGAAGGAUAUCGCUCAGACAGCUGCCGGCACGGAACUCGCACGCGACAUCGAAGAGCAGCGGCAAAAGUACGUGGAGGAGCUCAGCGAACUACAGCAGGAGAUGCAGGAUGCGUUUCGCGAGAGGGACCACGAGACUGCUGAAGAGCUAGAGCACGCGCAAGAGGAGACCAAGGCAAAGGUGUUGACGAUUGAGCAGCAGCAGCAGGGCUUCAAGGGUACAUUCGCUUCCAUGGCUGCUGUCGCCGCUCCAUUCGUAGCUGCCGCCGCCGCUGCUGGUGUAACCAUGUUGCUGAGGCAUAACGUCCAUCAGAUGCGCUCUCAUUCUCCGCCGCCGUAGAACCCCCUAGCAUUGUGGUUGAGCAGGGCCGCUCAGGCUAGUCUUGCUCGAGCCGCCGAUUACAUUCGAUGGUGUACGAAUACAUUCGUGUAGUCUCUGAACUUGUUGUCGCAUAAACUAGAUGUACAUCCUCGUGCAUAUACUCGGGUAGUCUGUUCCGAU
Molecule: messenger RNA, 1336 nt
Organism: Rhodofomes roseus
Lineage: Eukaryota; Fungi; Basidiomycota; Agaricomycetes; Polyporales; Fomitopsidaceae
Product: P-loop containing nucleoside triphosphate hydrolase protein
Exons: 4
Coding region: 122-1174 (350 amino acids)
Molecular function (GO): GTP binding
Source: RefSeq, a predicted model, not a curated record